UUCGAGCCUGCAGCCCUGGCCGCGAAAAUUUCACGGCCAACAAUCAAAAUUGGCGGAAGAAACGCGGAAGCGUAUCUCUAGUUUUAUGUAAUGUUUAGUUGACGAGGAACGACAUCUCCGAUAGAAGCACUAGUUGUCCAGCUCCGCGAUGUUUCACUACCACCUGAGGCUCGUCGUCCACUGCUCGCGGCAGAAACCGCUGCUGCUAUGGGCACCUGUGUGCCACAUGAGCGGCCUCACCCCGCUGAAGGAAUACCAGGCGCGCGUCAGUUCCGGCCAGCUGAUGACCGAUGACAGGCAGUUCCAGACCAUGAAGGAACUGGAUGCCCUGUACCACAAGAUCCAGAAGUACAGACCGGAUGGCUACAGGACGAGCGGCGGUGGAGGCGGCGGCGGCUUCUUCAGUCGACUCUUCGGAAGGCAAGCCACCGAGGAGGAGGAUGAUAAUGAUCCCAACGCGGGCAGUCAUGCCCCACAGGGACUCUACCUCUACGGCAGCGUGGGUGUGGGCAAGACAACACUGAUGGACCUGUUCUUCGACUGCUGCACUCAGAUCGACCGCAAGCAGCGCGUUCACUUCACCGCCUUUAUGAACAACGUCCACACCCGCAUCCACGAGGUUAAGCAGAGCCAGGGCCCUGUCAGUCGUGCCUUCAACUCGGAGAAACCCGAGCCGUUCGAUCCCACAAGGCCGGUGGCCGAUAUGAUUGCCCGCGAAUCCUGGCUGAUCUGCUUCGACGAGUUCCAGGUGACGGACAUAGCCGACGCCAUGGUGCUGAAGCGCCUGUUCACGCACCUUUUCCGUCACGGCAUUGUUGUAGUGGCCACCAGUAAUCGGCAUCCCGAGGAUCUGUACAAGAAUGGCCUGCAAAGGACCAACUUCCUGCCCUUCAUCGCUCUGCUCCAGAAACGCUGCAAGGCUUCCAAGCUGGAUUCGAUUGACUACCGGCGGAUAGCCCAAUCCGGCGACACUAACUACUUUGUCAAGGGUCAGACGGAUGCUGAGGGGAGCAUGAACCGCAUGUUUAAGAUCCUGUGCGCCGAGGAGAACGACAUCAUCAGGCCGCGAACCAUCACACACUUUGGCAGAAAUCUAACGUUCAGUCGCACCUGUGGUCAGGUGCUGGACAGCACCUUUGCGGAGCUCUGUGAUCGCCCCCUGGCUGGCAGCGAUUACCUGCAAAUAGGACAAUUUUUCCACACUGUUCUCAUCAGAGAUGUGCCCCAGCUCACCCUGGAUCUGAAGUCCCAAAUGCGACGCUUUAUAACCCUGAUAGACACGCUAUACAAUAACCGUGUACGCGUGGUUAUAUCAGCGGAGGUGCCGCUGGAGAAACUGUUUAGCUUUUCAAGUGGUUCUGGCGCCCUUUCCGACUCGGAUAGGGCGCUUAUGGAUGACUUGAAACUGGAUCAUGGGUCUGGAUCCAAGUCAAGCUUCUUCACCGGCGAGGAGGAGCUCUUCGCCUUCGAUCGCACAGUCUCGCGUUUGUACGAGAUGCAGAAGCGGGAAUACUGGGAGCAGUGGGCCAAGCAACGAUAAAACCCCUAUAUCAUCACCAAGCAAUAGUAGUUCAAUUAGCGCAUAUAAAUUAAUUAGUCUACCUCGGUGCCGUGGAGUUUUUAAAUCGAAAUUUCUUGUUACUUAAUGACUUACAUUAUAGGUGCUUUUUCGCGAGUAUUAGAGCAAUAAACAAGGUUAGCUAAGCCUUUGUAAUUAUUUAAAUAUUUACUUUAUUUACAAAUGCAAUUUAAAUAAAGCAAUAAACAAAGUUA
Messenger RNA from Drosophila kikkawai, 1773 nucleotides. Its product is annotated as putative ATPase N2B. Lineage: Eukaryota; Metazoa; Arthropoda; Insecta; Diptera; Drosophilidae. The record is from RefSeq and is a predicted model, not a curated record. Gene Ontology annotation, molecular function: ATP hydrolysis activity; ATP binding. Gene Ontology annotation, cellular component: cytoplasm; mitochondrion.